AUGAAUAUCUCGGCUAUCCUCACUCUGCUCUUUGGGCUGGCUUCAGCUCACCUGGCUCAUACGCCUGUUGUUCUUGAGCCACAGAUGAACCAGCAUGGAUCCGAUUUCAAUAAAGCUAAUGGAGAGCUUCCUGAAAUGUCUUCAGAGCGCAAUCAACCCGAGGGCUCUUUGGAGACAAGAAACGACAUGACAAUAGAAAAGAGACAUGGGGCUCCAAAAACGCAAACUAGUGCCCCAUGGGGCCUAAGAUCUAUAUCUCAUCGACUCCCUGGGGUUAUCUACGAAGGAUUUCCCCCAAGUCAAAACUCGGAAUACUACUACGAUACUAAUUCUGGCUCUGGUACAUUCGCGUAUAUUCUGGAUGACGGUAUCCGUGAAACACACAAAGAGUUUGAGGGCCGCGCAAAGAAUAUCUAUAGCAUAUUCCCCGAGAAACAAGCCGGCGAUUAUGUUCACGGAACUGCAGUCGCCGGAAUUAUUGGCAGCAAGACAUAUGGUGUCGCAAAAAAGACGACUCUUUUAUCCGUCAAGACACUGGGAACAACAGGCGCUGCCCAUUCCGAGGUGCUCAAGGCCCUUCUCUGGACUGCAGAACACAUCGCCAAUAAUACCCGGCAAAAAUCAUCCGUUAUCAAUCUAUCCUUUGGCGUUGAAAAGAGCGACGCAUUAAACAAGUUUAUCGAACUACUUGUCGGUAAGUACGAUAUUCCGGUAGUUACCGCUGCCGGUAAUGAGGGCGAGGAUGCUAGUACAAAAACCCCAGGGUCUGCCAAGGGAGCUAUUAACGUCGGUUACAUUAAUAAACAAUGGGGGCUUGCACCUCGUUCUAAUUGGGGCCCGGCAGUAACUAUUUUGGCUCCUGGGGUUGACGUGGAAACUACCGGUUCAGAGAGUGAUACCAAUGCUGUGUUAAAGAGUGGUUCCUCUUAUGCUGCGCCCUAUAUUUCUGGGCUGGUGUUGAACGUAAUAUCCGUCCAUGGGGUUAAAGGCGCCGCCAACAUCAAGAAAUAUCUCCUGGAGAAAGCGACGAAAGACCGGGCUUGUGUUUUCAAACGCACGCCAAACCUGGUAGCGAACAACGGGAAUGCCAUGCAAGACAAGGUCAAGCCAGGUGAUAAAUCUGCGCUUUCCAAACUAAUGUGUUGUAUUAAGGAGUCGCUGAACAAGUGUAAAUAG
Messenger RNA from Metarhizium brunneum ARSEF 3297, 1176 nucleotides. RefSeq names its product Alkaline protease 1. Gene Ontology annotation, biological process: proteolysis. The record is from RefSeq and is a predicted model, not a curated record. Lineage: Eukaryota; Fungi; Ascomycota; Sordariomycetes; Hypocreales; Clavicipitaceae. Gene Ontology annotation, molecular function: serine-type endopeptidase activity.